UGUUUGUAAAGCUGAGAACAGUUUCUCACUGGUGCAACUUUGUGUCUGUACAGGUCCUACUGCCCUUCUGGCACAUGGGAUAGGGUUUGGAAGCAAAGUCACAACACAUCCGUUGGCCAAAGAUAAAAUGAUGAAUGGAGCACACUACUCCUACUCCGAGAGCCGCGUGGAGAAAGAUGGGAACAUCCUCACCAGCCGUGGCCCUGGUACCAGCUUUGAAUUUGGGUUGGCCAUUGUUGAAACGCUGAUGGGGAAGGAAGUGGCUGAACAGGUGAAGGCGCCCCUAAUACUGAAAGAGUGAAACCCUGGUGUGGGACAGGGAGCAGGACAAUUUUGGAUGGAGAGUCUUGCCCUUUGUAGAAUAACUUUAAGAUGCACUGUUGUAAAUACAAUUUAAUUGUGGGUGAAAUUAGCAACUGUACUUAACUAAACUGGGGUACCCUGACAAACCAAUGGUCUUUAUUUGCGAAAAAAGAUCCUGUUAGCAAAAAGCUUCAUCACAAAAAAGCAGGCAGUAUCUAAUAAUCUUAGUUAGCUCUUGGAUGGCAUUUAAAAAAUCACAUGAAAAAUGUUUGCUGAGUAAAUAAAAAUGAAGCAACUCU
Pterocles gutturalis (yellow-throated sandgrouse) is the source of this 602-nucleotide messenger RNA. RefSeq names its product protein DJ-1-like. Gene Ontology annotation, cellular component: nucleus; cytosol. The record is from RefSeq and is a predicted model, not a curated record. Gene Ontology annotation, biological process: protein deglycation, glyoxal removal; guanine deglycation, glyoxal removal. Gene Ontology annotation, molecular function: protein deglycase activity. Lineage: Eukaryota; Metazoa; Chordata; Aves; Pterocliformes; Pteroclidae. The transcript is spliced from 2 exons. The annotation marks the transcript as partial.